AUGGUGAGAGAGUGAAUCUAAAUUUAAUAGAAUCUGUGUGUUUUUAAUGUUUUAGAGUGUGAUAUAAAUGAAUGUUUUUGUCUUUAUUAACCUGCGUAAACAUUUAAGAUCUGUGUGAGCUAACGGCUAACGGAGCUAGCUGCUACUGCUGCUCUUAUGUAAUAGUUGCUGCUAGUUGAGCUGUGAGCUGAUCUGUCACGUUUAUCUGGACGUGAGAAGAUUUAUCAUUGUACAAAUGUGAAUAAUUAUGAACUAAACAGCUUCCCUCUAAAUGUCUGACUCUCCUGUUACCCUCUAUUGUCCAUGAGUUAAAGUAAAUCUGAGCUGCUGCUGUUUAUCCUCCUGUCUCUGAUCAUCUCUGAAGCUCCUAAAACACUUGAUGUUGUUUAUUUUAUGUAUGACUGUAAACCCGGACUAAGAGUAGCUCGGAUUCUAAACAUCAGUCUGUCCUCUCUUGUGUUGUUUCUCUUCAGGACGCCCCCCAGUAUCCAGGUUACCCCUCUCAUUACUGGUACCCCCAGUCUCAUUCAACAGGACAUUAUGCAAACAGCUUCCCAUCGGGAUCAGAAGUUCAGCCUCAGUACAGUCCACAGGUACACAUCAUGAUGCAACAACCUCAACACGCUGUAAAUCCCAGUCUGUACUGUGGACCUAAAUCUAACCUUAAGUCUCUUAAGCUUUUUUAACCUCCGCCUCUCAGUUUAUAACAGGCUGCGACUGUGUGAGGACACUUACAUCACUAUAUCACACCAACACAACCACGAAUACUGCUUCAAUGAAGUCUCUACGUCUUCAGACUAGGGCUGGGCGAUCUGGGACAAAGUUUAUCAUGAUGUAUUUUUUUCAUAUUAGUCAAUAUCGAUAUAUAUCGUCGUCGUUUUCUUCUGCUUCAUCCGGGUCAGCAGCUUCAGGAGGGAAGCCCAGACGGCUCUCACCCCAGACACCUCCACCAGCUCCUCUGGGGGGAUUCCCAGGCGCUCCCAGGCCAGGCGAGAGAUAUAAUCCCUCCACCUGGUCCUGGGCCGGCCACGAGGUCUCCUCCCGGUGGGGCAUGUCUGAAACGUCUCUAACGGGAGGCGUCCAGAAGGCGUCCUAACCAGAUGCCCGAGCCACCUCAGCUGACUCCUCUGGACAUGGAGGAGCAGCGGUUCUCCUCUGAGCGCCUCCCGAGUGUCCGAGCUCCUUACCCUAUCUCUAAGGCUGAGCCCGGACACCCUGAGGAGGACACCCAUUUCAGCCGCUUGUAUCUGCGAUCUUGUUCUUUCGGUCAUUACCAAAGUUCAUGACCAUAGGUGAGGAUCGGCACGUAGAUCGACCGGUAAAUCAAGAGUCUCGCCGUACGGCUCGAGAUAUAAAAACUGAAAUCUAACAGUGUUUAUUGGUCUCAUGUCUUUUCCAACACAAUAAUCUCCUGCAUCUGUGAGGUCUUUGUGUCUCUUUGGCGUUUUGUCGUAAGGCGUCGCUCUAGAGAAAGCCGACUGAAUGGUCGUCUGUUUCGGCUCCUCGCUCCUCUCGGGGUUUGUAACCUUUUGCGUUGCGCGUGCUCUGCGGCGUGGCGCUGCUUCAGGUGGUGAAAAAGAUUUGAGGUAUUCCCCGACUUUGUGAGAACAUGUACUCGACAUAAUUUACAGUCCACAUUACUCUGCUUCAUGUCCGACCUCCAAAAACCAAAACACCUCCACACCUCCGACGUUUUCCUAAUAUGUUAAUAUUUUAGUUUGUUAAUGAAGAGGAUGUGAAACGUUGUUGAUAACGUGUUUCUGCUCGGAGAUAAACAGACUCCGUCUCUCUGCUGUAGAUAAACUUCUUCUGGUCCUUCUUCUUCAGGUGAUGCCUGGAGGUUAUCCAAACGGUCACGGUGUCUACAGCCCGGCCCAGAGUCAGUACUCGACCAGCGGUUUCCACCCCUCCAACCCUUUCUACUGUGCUGACCCUCAGAGACCGGCUCCAGGUCCUUAUCCUAAUCAGGGCUGUCCAGCUGAGCAGAGCAGCGGCCCGUCUGGGCAGCCACACUCUCAACAUCAUCACUAUCCAGGUUCACACUGUCCAGGGGUGAGCUCACUGAAACACAGAGAAGGACGCUGGAGUUUAUUAAAGCUGUGAUUAAGAAAAUAUACAUAUAUAUUUUGAAAAUGGUGCAUCUAUGUCUUUGUCUCCUGCCCUCAGGGUCCUGGAUAUCCUUCUGGACCGUACCCUCACUACAGUGAAGGUGGUCAUGCGAUGCCUCCAAACCCCCCGUAUCCCACUGGGCAGCCUCUCCACCCGAGUCCCCAGAGCGACGGGUGGACACACUCUGCUGCGUAUGCACCCCCGUCACAGCAGCAGUGGCAGCCGGGCCAGCAGCCCCCACAGAACCACUAUGGAAACCCUGUGCGUCCAGCCCACCCUCCUGCAUGGCCAGGGACUGGAAGUGGGGCUCCACCACCCUACCAACCCAAGGUGAGAGUCUGUUUCAGGGCGAAUUUGAUUCUCCAGAAGAAGUUUGAGGACGAGAAAAAACAAAAAUCUAACAGAGAAAAAAGUUUUAUUCUUCGAUAGACGUCAGGACAAGGAAAUCUCCUCUGCUGUGUUCGUUCAGACCUUCACAAAAGGCUGCUUCUUACUCUAAUGACUGUAGUGGAAAAUAUUCAGUAUUACUGCAUUAUUCACUGGAUUUAGCGCCAACAAAUGUCUGCCUGACUGAGGCGCUCUGUCACACGUGUGCAGAGAGGAUCAGAACUAAACUGAAGAGCUGUUUCCUGCUCGUUCUGUGAAAAAAAAGAAAAGACAAAUAAAACCACAAAGAGCUUCUUCUUCUCAGUAACUCAUCUUUAUAAAUUUAGAGAAACUAAAAUAUUUAGUGGAUCUGAAAAUGUACGUCUAUAUAAUCUUUAUUUCUACCAAGUUCUGCGACUCAGUUUGUCGUUAUUUUAGUUAAAAAGGCUCCAAAAUCAUGAAUCUGUACCGUUCUGCCGUUUUCAGACUCUGUGCUGGACCGAGGGCUGGAGGAUAUGGGAGAAAGUUUAUCACGAUAUAUUUGUUUUCAUAUCGUCAAUAUCGAUGAAUGUCAGGAUCUAAAAAUCUAACAGUGUUUCUUGGUCUCAUGUCUUUUCCAACACAAUAAUCUCCUGCAUCUGUGAGGUCUUUGUGUCUCUUUGGCGUUUUGUCGUAAGGCGUCGCUCUAGAGAAAGCCGACUGAAUGGUCGUCUGUUUCAGGCGCCAUGGGCUCCUCGCUCCUCUCGGGGUUCGUAACCUUUUGCGUUGCGCGUGCUCUGCGGCGUGGCGCUGCUUCAGGUGGUGAAAAAGAUUUGAGGUAUUCCCCGACUUUGUGAGAACAUGUACUCGACAUAAUUUACAGUCCACAUUACUCUGCUUCAUGUCCGACCUCCAAAAACCAAAAUACCUCCACACCACCGACGUUUUCCUAACGCCAGUGUUGUGGUUGACAUUGAUGUGGUCAUCUGUUGAGCCUUCAUGGUCAUUUCUGUCGGGGGUAGCACUCAUUUUCUUUGUUUCUCACCAACAGUGCUGUCGGCUUCACCUGUUAAAGUGCUAUGGUUGGGUGGAGCUGCUGUCUGCUACGACGCUGCAGUUGGUUGAUAUUUGGUUCUAAUUCAGAACAUGAUUGGUUCAGACCCGGAGACACUCCCCUUUUCAUUGGCUGUUCGUAUAGUCGACCAAAACAUGGAAGAAUGACGACUAUUGAGAAGCAUAUUGAUCAUGUUUUAUAUUGAUAUUGAGGGAAAUUAAUUUUCAGUAUAUAUCAUUAUCUGUUCUGUCCCUUUAGGACCAACACCACCAACGUCCCCCACCUGUGGGACCAAAACCAAGACCAGCCCCACCUCCCAACACCCAGCCCAAUGGGAAGCCUGCAGAGAUCAGCUCACCUCCACAAAUGUACAACAGAACAGGAAGAGGUGAUCCUAAUCCGGCCCAAGCUGAUCCACCUCCCUCAGCCCCGGCUCCAGCCCCAGCGUCAGGUCCAGGUCCAGGCCAGGCGGGACCCCAGCCUCAGAACCAGAACCCGGGUCUAGCAAAGGUGCAGCAGGUGAUGUCCAGAGUCCUGCUGCUUCAUGAAGACGUGGACGAGUUUGUUGGCAAAAAGACAGAUAAGAGUUAUCGCUGUCUGGAGGAACUGCUGACCAAAGAGCUGCUGGAGCUGGACUCUGUGGAGACUCAGGGACAGGAGAACGUCCGGCAGGCUCGGAAAGAGGCCGUCCAGAGGAUCCAGGCCAUCCUGGACCAGCUGGAGAAGAAAGCUUUCUGA
This is a messenger RNA of Xyrichtys novacula (pearly razorfish), 4246 nucleotides long. The record is from the annotation of a GenBank genome assembly. Lineage: Eukaryota; Metazoa; Chordata; Actinopteri; Labriformes; Labridae.